This is a messenger RNA of Abrus precatorius (Indian licorice), 2676 nucleotides long. Its product is annotated as cyclin-dependent kinase F-1-like. The coding region runs from base 114 to 1526 and encodes 470 amino acids. Gene Ontology annotation, biological process: protein phosphorylation. Gene Ontology annotation, molecular function: ATP binding. Lineage: Eukaryota; Viridiplantae; Streptophyta; Magnoliopsida; Fabales; Fabaceae. The record is from RefSeq and is a predicted model, not a curated record. The transcript is spliced from 2 exons. Gene Ontology annotation, cellular component: nucleus.
CAAAGACCAAAAUAGAAGAAACAGUUAUUGUCUUGUGUGUCCACUGGCUCUGGUCAUCCAUCGUUCAAACUUCACAAACUCAAUUGUGUAUUUUUGCAUUCACAAUCAUAACAAUGGAUCCUCCACCCAAGAGUUGGACCAUCCACACCCGAUCCGAAAUUACGACCAAGUACGAGGUUCUCGAUCAGGUCGGGUCGGGUUCAUACGCCGACGUCUACCGUGGACGGCGCCUUUCCGACGGCGCCACGGUGGCCCUGAAGGAGGUUCACGACGGCCAAUCGGCGUUCCGGGAAAUCGAGGCGUUGAGGGUUCUGAAAGGGUCCCAAAACGUCGUCGUCAUGCACGAGUUCUUCUUGCGCGAGGAUGAAGAUGCAGUGCUUGUUCUCGAGUUUCUGAGAAGCAACCUCGCCACUGUUAUUGAAGAAGCUAAGGGUAAAGGUUUGGGUGUUGGAGAGGUUAAGGGGUGGAUGAUCCAGGUUUUGAGUGGGGUUGAUGCGUGUCACCGGAAUAUGAUUGUUCAUAGAGACUUAAAGCCCGCGAAUUUUUUGGUUUCAGAUGAUGGGGUUCUCAAGUUGGCGGAUUUUGGACAGGCGAGGAUACUUAUGGAAGCUGGAUUUGAUGCUCCCUCGGAAAACCCACCACUAUACGAGCAUGAUGCUUCCAAUAGUGAAAGUUCACUUCAACAUGCUGAAGCUAUUUCUCAAUCAGAUGACAUAAACCAAAGUGGUUAUGUAAAUCAGGAUCAGGGAACCAUGAGUCAUGAAGAAUAUUUUAAGGUUUUAGAUGAGAUGAAAAUCAAGAGCUACUCAUAUGAUACUGAUAAGGACACAAACAUUCAUGAUGGAAACACCUCGUGUCUUGCUACAUGCACAACAAGUGACAUAGAUGAUGAUCUUUGUAAGGGUUCUUUUACAUACGAAGCUGAGGAAGUAGGACGGAAUGAACUUGGUUGUCUCACAUCAUGUGUCGGAACAAGGUGGUUCCGGGCACCGGAGCUACUUUAUGGAUCCACAGAUUAUGGUUUAGAGGUUGAUCUCUGGUCAUUGGGAUGUGUCUUUGCAGAACUAUUGACAUUGAAGCCAUUGUUUCCUGGAACAGCUGAUAUAGAUCAGCUUAGCCGAAUUAUCAGUGUUUUGGGGAAUCUCAAUGAGGAAACUUGGCCUGGUUGUUCUAAACUUCCUGAUUAUGGAACAGUGUCAUUUGGUGAAGUGGAAAAGCCUAUUGAUCUUGAAGCAUGCAUGCCCAAUUGCUCCCCUGAUGAAGUUUCCCUUGUCAAAAGAUUGGUUUGUUAUGAUCCAACUAAGAGGGCCACUGCAAUGGAGUUACUUCAGGACAAGUACUUUAGUGAAGAACCUCUUCCUGUUCCAGUUUCGGAGUUGUGGGUUCCCUUGAGUAGAAAUGGACAAGACCAGGAUUGCCCUGGUGAGUUUCAUGGUUACGAUAAAAUUGCUUCUGAUUCUGAUUUGGAGGACUUCAGCACUAUGAAUAUCAAUAUCACCAAAACUGAGUCUGGACGACGGAUAUGAUGCACCUUGAAUUCUGUUUUAUUAUUAAUAUAUAUUAAAAGAAAUGAAUUCAAGGUGCAUCGUAUUUUUGGAACAGAAUUUGUCAUUUGUGCUGUUCGGUUGGUAUUUUAUUUGCUGAUUAUGUCACCUGUGAAAUCCGCGGUUGGAUUUUUUUUUUUUCAAAAAGAUUUUUUGUUUCAAGGAUAAAUUAUUGAAAGAAAGCAUUGUAAAAUGUGUAGAUUUACCAUCUUGUCCUUGAUGUAAAACUAUUGCCAAGUGCCACAAUUCUGCUCCUAGUGACGACAAGGACGAGAGAUUCUUACUACUGCAUGUCCAUCAAAGUGCUUUUGUAUUCUUCUUUUUUUCCCCUUUUUUAACAGUAUUUUUUUCCUUAUUAUAAUUCCAUUCAAUAUUCGAACGAAAAUAAAUUAUGUACCAAGCAAUAGUAUCUAGUAUCAUGACUAAAUGAAUCUAUUCCAAUGGUCGAUAUUUUGUCAAGUCUCUGUAGUCUUUAAUCUGAAAGUCACAAAGGAUGAUGUGAUAAGAUAGAAUUAUUCUAAUCCAUUACGAGAAGUAUUUUAUCAAAUAAAUUCUUCCCUUAAAAAAUUAUUGAACAUGUUAGCUUCUCAAAAUGUAAGUCGGUUGUUCUACUUUUGCCUAAAUUAUUUUUUGUCAUUAUUUUUUUUUUGGCGUAAAUAUGUCGAUAUUUUUGCAUUCUUUUUAUAUUUACUCAAGAGAAAAGUAAAUAUCAAGGCCCAAAACCACGUUCAAAAAGCAAUAUAUAUGACCAUUGGGCCACAGAAGUACACGACAGGCCCAGAAUUUUUAAUUUAUAAUCAUUAAUGUGUCCACAUUACAGCCUUUCCGGGACCAACAACGAACCCAAGUUUAUAGCUUAGUGCAAGAGAAGGAACCACCAAGUUCUUACAAAAGAAAACCACCAAACAAACUGGUUUUGAUUUUCUAUUGACCCGUUACCUUAUUCCAGCUAAUGAACUCAAUGCUAUUUUGAGAACUACAUUAUUUUAAGAUUUUAGUAAAUACCUUUUUCUCUAAGCAGGAUUCUUAUAAUUUAACGGUGGUUUACAAGAAAUUACUGAUUACCCCUUGAGGCAACUUUCCAUUAACAUAUUCUCAUCAGAUGAAUUACCGAGGGUUUCUUUAGCUCAGG